CCUCCUGAGUACCGUUCAGUUCAGACAGUCCUCGUAGUUUAACUAGUUUUUCAAUUUCAGUUUUUACUUUCUGUCCAAAGCUCUGGUUCCCAAAUCCCUCGUUCUCUCUUCUUCUUCCAAGAAGAUCCUUUUCCUCUCACAAUGUCACUCUCUGCAAUCGGGUUCGAAGGCUACGAGAAGCGUCUCGAAGUCUCCUUCUUUGAGCCGAGUCUCUUCCUCGACACUCACGGCAAAGGACUCCGCUCCCUCCCCAAAUCUCAGAUCGACGAGAUCCUCGCACCGGCUGAGUGCACCAUCGUUUCGUCUCUCUCCAACGAUGAACUCGACUCUUACGUCCUCUCCGAGUCCAGCCUCUUCAUCUUCCCUUACAAGAUCAUCAUCAAGACUUGCGGGACCACCAAGCUCCUCCUCUCUAUCGAGCCGCUCUUGAGGCUGGCCGGGGAGCUUUCUCUCGAGGUUAAGUCCGUGAGAUACACUCGCGGAAGCUUCCUCUGUCCUGGAGGCCAGCCGUUCCCUCACCGUAACUUCUCUGAAGAGGUUUCUGUGCUCGACGGUCACUUUGCCAAUAUGGGGUUAAACAGUGUUGCGUACUUGAUGGGAGAUGACGAUGAGACCAAGAAGUGGCAUGUCUACUCUGCUUCCUCUGCGAAGAACUACUCCAACGGCGAGAACAAGAAUGUCUACACUCUCGAGAUGUGUAUGACUGGUCUGGAUAAAGACAAGGCAUCUGUGUUCUACAAGAACGAGCUAAGCUCGGCUGGCUCCUCAAUGACUGAUAACUCUGGUAUCAGGAAGAUACUUCCUGGAUCACAAAUCUGCGACUUUGAGUUCGAGCCAUGCGGCUACUCGAUGAACAGCGUCGAAGGUGACGCCAUCUCCACCAUCCAUGUCACCCCUGAAGACGGAUUCAGCUACGCUAGCUUUGAGGCUGUGGGGUACGAUUUCACUACCAUGGACUUGAGCCACCUCGUCUCGAAAGUGCUGGCUUGCUUCGAGCCAAAGCAAUUCUCAGUAGCGGUACACUCUAGCGUGGCGCAGAAGAGCUGCUACGACUCUGGUCUCUCUGUUGACCUGGAGGAUUACGGAUGCAAGGAGUCGACGGUUGAGGCUCUAGGGGAAGAGAGAGGAACGGUUAUGUAUCAGAGGUUUGAGAAGCUGGGAAUGUAUUGCGGUUCUCCGAGAUCUACCUUGAAGUGUGAGUGGAGCAGCAACAGUAGCUGCACUAGUGAGGACGAGAAGGAAGAGGGAAUCUAAAAGCUUUUUUAGUUUUGUUGUUGUUUCGAAUAAUAAUGUCGUGCGAUUAUGUUUUUUCUCCUUAAAAACCUUUGAUAAAAUUGUGUGUUUGGUUA
This is a messenger RNA of Raphanus sativus (radish), 1349 nucleotides long. Its product is annotated as S-adenosylmethionine decarboxylase proenzyme 2. NCBI's taxonomy places the organism in Eukaryota, Viridiplantae, Streptophyta, Magnoliopsida, Brassicales, Brassicaceae. Gene Ontology annotation, molecular function: adenosylmethionine decarboxylase activity. The transcript has a single exon. Gene Ontology annotation, cellular component: cytosol. Bases 142 to 1254 code for a protein of 370 amino acids. Gene Ontology annotation, biological process: spermidine biosynthetic process; spermine biosynthetic process. The record is from RefSeq and is a predicted model, not a curated record.